Messenger RNA from Drosophila willistoni, 1130 nucleotides. It is a transcript of the gene Zfrp8, whose product is annotated as programmed cell death protein 2. The coding region runs from base 65 to 1111 and encodes 348 amino acids. The transcript has 3 exons. NCBI's taxonomy places the organism in Eukaryota, Metazoa, Arthropoda, Insecta, Diptera, Drosophilidae. The record is from RefSeq and is a predicted model, not a curated record. Gene Ontology annotation, cellular component: nucleus; cytoplasm.
CAGCUCUGAUUCGAAACAGCUGUUUACCACGCGCUAUUGUUUGUUCCUAUAAAUCAACAAAAUAAUGGAUGAUGUUGAGCUUGGAUUUGCCGAGGAACGUGAAUCAGCGUGGCUGAGCAAUCGCUAUUUUCCAAGUAAAUUAGGUGGGCAGCCGGCAUGGCUGGAAUUGAAGGAACUACCCAGUACACAAGAACUACAGUGCAACAAGUGCCAGGGGCAAAAAAGUUUUCUCUGCCAACUAUACGCAUCCUUCAACGAUGACCAUAACUUCCACCGUUCUAUUUAUGUGUUUGUUUGUCGAAACAAAACAUGUCAGGAGGCAAAUAAUGCGGACGCCAUUACUGUGUUACGAUCGCAGUUGUCGCUCAAGAAUGCUUAUUACUCCGAGGAGGAACCACAAGAAGACGGUGAAGCCCUGCCUCCCAUACCAAGCCCAAAGAGGCUCUGCGCUGCUUGCGGGUGCCAUGCUCCUCAUGCCUGCAGCCGCUGCAAAGCCGUCCACUACUGCUCUUCUGCACAUCAACGAGUGCACUGGACUCAGCACAAGGCAACUUGUGGUUCAACUAUUACCACCGAAGCUUGUAAACCUAUAGCAGAAAUAGAAUUUCCAGAAUUUGAGAUUGUAAUGGAAGCCAAUCCACAGGAAAGUAAUGCUGAACCCGGUAGGGAUGAAAAGGAACGCUUGGCUGAAUUCGAACAACUCGAAGCACAGGGAAAAACAGGAGAUCUGAGCAAUGUCUCAGAGGCGGAGAUGGACAAAUAUUUUGGUCAAACGGCGAUGACUGUAGAUGACAAAAUCUUCCGCCAUUUCAAAAAGCAAAUUGCCCUAGAACCCGAACAGAUUAUACGCUAUCAACGAGGAGGCAAUCCCCUCUGGAUAACUAAUGUGGCCGAGACUGUGGAAUGCCAACUAGAAAUUCAGCAUUGUCCUAAUUGUGGAGGCGAACGUCAAUUUGAGUUUCAGAUAAUGCCUCAAAUGUUAACCCUACUUAAAGAUGAACAACUGGAUUGGGGCAUAUUGGCUGUAUACACUUGCAUCAAGAGUUGUCCAAUUCAGGGAUAUGUGAAGGAGUAUGUCAUCAAACAAGACAUUUUGGAAACUCAAGAAUAGAAUCUAAUACACAAGUCAA